AUGGCUUCUUCGAACAGACAUUGGCCAAGCAUGUUUAAAUCGAAGCCUUGCAACCAGUUUCAGCAUGACAUGGUCUCAACUACUACUGCAUCUUGCCACAGAUCAGCCCCUUAUAAUCCUAUUUCAGGAUUAGGAUGUGAUGAGAAGAGUCCAGAACCGAAGCCAAGAUGGAACCCAAAACCAGAACAAAUCCGGAUUCUGGAGGCGAUAUUCAAUUCUGGAAUGGUGAACCCUCCAAGGGAUGAGAUAAGGAAGAUAAGGAUGCAGUUACAGGAGUACGGUCAAGUGGGUGACGCCAACGUCUUCUACUGGUUCCAGAACCGCAAAUCAAGGAGCAAGCACAAGCUUCGCCACCUCACUAAUAAUAAUAAUAGGAAUAACAACACUCCAUCACCGUCACCACCGCCGCCGCUGCCGCCGCAGCCACAAUUCAUCUCAGCCACCACCAACUCAUCCUCCUCCUCUUCCUCUGACAAAUCAUCUCCAAAGUUCGUUCCCGCUUUCACCGAUGUGGUGAUGCUGCUGCCUAAUUCUCCAACAGCCUCUGUGAACCAGAACUACUUUCAUCACAACGACACCAAUAAUAACAACACUAUCAAUCAUCUUUUGGUUCCUCCACCACUACCGAUCGAACCCUUCUUCCCUGUGUUCCAUAAUAGUAGUGGCGUGGUUGCAACUACUGAGAUCUCUAAUAGUGUGGUUAAUCAGCAUCAACCUCCUCAUCUUGUUUAUCAAGAAAACGUUGAUCCUUGCACUGAUCUGCUCCUUAGCGAAAUCAUGAGCCAUGGAGGAGUAGAACCGUCCUCUAAGAGAUACCAUGAACAAGACAAGGCAGCGGCCACCGUCAAGAUUAGGCAGCCACAACAAUACAUAAGCUUCUGUCCGGUUUCAACUCCUCCUCCUUCCUUCACUAACACAACCGCUACACCUAUUACUGUUCCAUCCCCAUUUCAAGGUGCAGGUGGUGGUUGUGGUAGUGGUGAUGCGUCAGCGGCGAAAUGUACGGUGUACAUAAAUGACAUGGCAUGCGAAGUCGAUGUGGGUCCCUUUAACGUGCGUCACGCUUUUGGUGAUGAGGCGGUGCUUAUCGAUUCCUCCGGCCACACCGUUCUCACCGAUGACUGGGGCGUUACCCUCCACCCUCUCCAGCAUGGCUUCUCUUACUAUCUCAUCUGGGUUAGGAAUAGCGUUCGUUCCUGA
Molecule: messenger RNA, 1200 nt
Organism: Arachis stenosperma
Lineage: Eukaryota; Viridiplantae; Streptophyta; Magnoliopsida; Fabales; Fabaceae
Product: WUSCHEL-related homeobox 9-like
Exons: 4
Coding region: 1-1200 (399 amino acids)
Biological process (GO): regulation of developmental process
Molecular function (GO): DNA-binding transcription factor activity; DNA binding
Source: RefSeq, a predicted model, not a curated record